AUGCGUCCUCUAACUAUCCUCUGCGCCCUCUCUACACUCUCAACCACACUCGCGGUCCCCUUCUCCCAACCGUCUAACUCAACCAGCGCAUCAAAAUCGACCCCCUCGUCAACUGGGUCGGCGACUCUACCCUCGCCAACACUCAGCGCACCUAAUUCCUGUCCCGCAAACAAGUUCAAGCAAUGCUGCACAACCCUCAGCCAGCUAGGCGACAGCCUCCUCAAGCCAUUGGGCACGAUCGUUCCGCUCGUGGGGGCGAUCCAGGUGAAUUCGCUGGUUGGGCUGUCGUGCAAGUCAAUGGCGGACAAGGCCCCAGAAACCGACUGCGCGGAUGUAGUCAUGUGCUGUGAUUCUUCGGCUCUUGCCGCGGACAAUUUCAUGCAGACUUCCUGCCAGGACUUUGCGAUCGCGAAGAGGAAGGAGCGGGAGGCGUUUGAGCGCCAGCAGAGGCGGUUUGAGCUGUAUCAGAGCAUGGUGAUGUCGGAGUCUGCUACCCCUAGCCCGACGCCGGUCGGUCUGAUGGGCUCGUCUGUCUCGAGGGCGACGGCGACGGCGACCAGGGUCUAA
Aspergillus viridinutans is the source of this 567-nucleotide messenger RNA. RefSeq lists its product as uncharacterized. The transcript has 3 exons. Lineage: Eukaryota; Fungi; Ascomycota; Eurotiomycetes; Eurotiales; Aspergillaceae. The record is from RefSeq and is a predicted model, not a curated record. Bases 1 to 567 code for a protein of 188 amino acids.